Molecule: messenger RNA, 10994 nt
Organism: Cyanistes caeruleus (blue tit)
Lineage: Eukaryota; Metazoa; Chordata; Aves; Passeriformes; Paridae
Source: RefSeq, a predicted model, not a curated record
GGGGAGCUGCAGGCUAUGCACCGAGCACAGGGACGCAGCGGCACGAGUAGGGCCGGUGGCGAGCCUCGGGCAGCCCCGCCGAGCCCUGGCAUCCCCCCGAAGCGCGCCAAGGUCACGGCAGAACCGGGGCCGCCCCAGGAGGGCUCAGCUCGCCUGGCAGCACCGUGUUUUGUGAGGAAACUGAAGAAUGCAGCGAUCGGCACCGGCUGUGACAUCCGGCUGCGAGUGGUGGUGGCGGGCAGCCCCCGGCCCAGCCUCCGCUGGUACCGAAACGAGGAGCAGCUGGCCCAGGGUGGCGAGGAGUAUGGCACCCUCUGGAUCCGGGACAGCAAGAAGGAGGAUGCCGGUGUGUACACAUGCGUCGCUGAGAAUGAGCAGGGAGAGGCCAUGACCAGUGCUGUGCUGGCCAUCAUUGACAUGGAAGACUCGGAGACAGGUGAAGAUGAAUCCAGCGACCCCCAGGUGACACAGCGCAGUGAUCUCCAGGAUGAGACAGCCUUCAGCACCCCCACGGGUGGGUCUGACACCCUUGUGGAUGCCUCCAUGAACACAACACCAACCUCGGUGCUGGCCCUGUCACAGGCAGAGGAGCGCUCCAGCUGGUCAGGCAGCCAGCAGACCGUGGUGGAGAAGGAGACGGACGCCAGCCUCUCUGCACGGGGACCUUACCUCCGUCCUGCUGCCUGGCCGCAGCCGCAGGGAACCCCAAGGCAAGCAAACACGCCGGCCCCACGUGGCGCCGAGGUGCGGCACCUGGGCGUGGAGCCGUUGGUGCGGGCAUCACGGGCUAAUCUGGUGGGCACGAGCUGGGGGUCAGAGGAUAGCCUUUCGGUGGCCAGCGACCCGUACGGCAGCGCCUUCAGCCUGUACCGAGGACGGGCGCUCUCACUCCAUGUCAGCAUCCCCCAGGGAGGCUACCGGAGAGAUGACCUUCACAGAGGCCCUGUCUCUCCAAAGCCUGGUGCAGAGCCCCCAAGAUCCCCCGCUGCCCUGCCGCUGACCGCCAAGCCACCCAUCGUCCGCUCGCCAUCUCCUCGUGCUGGCACAUGCCUGCAGCCACCCACGGGCAUCGUGUCCCAGCCUGCUGCCCGUGGCCCUGGCGUCCCCUCCUUCACACCCGUGACCCCUCGCAAGAAGUCCUCGGUCCCGGUAGAGUAUCAGGACGUUGUUCCUGAGGAGUACGAGGAGAAGAUCAAGAAGCCCAAGUCCUCUGGGUACUCACAGGGCAGCACACAAGAGUCCCGUCCGCAGACACCCAUGAGUGACACCUCUGGCCGCAUCUCCGUUCGGGCAUCCCCCAAGCUGGUGCGUGCUGGCUCCAGAAUCUUUGAGAGGCUGCAGUACUUUGAGGAGCGGCAGAGGAGCCUGGAGCAGGACAGUCCCUUUCCCGCACGCUCCAACCUGCCCCUGCGCAAGACGCGCUCCUUCGACCAGCCUGGCACUGGCUCGCGCCGUGCCAGCACUCCGGGUGGCUCACGGGAGGACCUGCGGGAAGGUGGCCGCUGGGAGCCGGGCAGCACGGCAGCGUGCCGGCGUUUGGCCUUCCGGCAGAAAGCCGCAUCCUUUGACGAGCGGGGCAAGUUCGCCAACCGCGUCUAUGCCAUCGAGCACAAGUUUGCAGAGGAGCUGACCCGCAUCAAGCGGACAGUCUCCAAGCAGCAGCUGCGGCGCUCCCAGGAGCUGUGCAAAGCCGGGUUGCCUCCGGCACCCUCACCCCCAGCGACCAGCGAGCCUCCUGCACCCCGUGCCCCCCGCACCUCUUCCUCUCAGGGCGCCGGCGGACGCAAGGCACUGCCACCCAAGACCUGCCCGCCGGCAGAGAGCACACACGUCAUCCAGCACCUGGCACUUUCCAGCGUGGUGUUGGUGGGACCUGAUGGGGAGCCACUGCCAGGGGGGCAGCGUGGGAAGAGAGCCCCAUUGGGGGGGGGUGGUGUGGCUGGACUGCCCAGCUCAGCGGAGGAUGCAGGUGCCAGGAGGAGUCUGCAGCAAGAAGGCAUUGGGGAAGUGAAGAAGAAGGAGCAGUGGCCGUUGGCACAAGCCAGCCCGCAGGGAAGGGUGCCCCUCUCGCAGGCGGGUCCCGCCGAAGGCAGCCCGUACCCAGAUGGAGGCCCUGCCCGUGGCCCUGGGGCAGUGAGUGAAACCCUGGCUGCCCGACUGGCUGUGCCCCACGGACUGUACCGGCGGCCAGAGACGCCCACAGAAGUGCGGUUCCUGCCUUGGGCAAAGCCAGGGAUGGAGCAGGAAGCUCGUCUGGAACGAAGCUGGGCAGGACAGCAUGGUGUGGGCAGGGAGGUGGAGAGAAGGCAGAUGAAAGUGUCAGAGAAGAAAGAGAGUGGCCGGAUGGCUCAAGAAGGCAGGAGCACACGGAGCAAGGGGAAGGGACGCCGAGCCAGGCCCACCUCUCCAGAGCUAGAGUCCUCAGAUGACUCCUAUGUGUCAGCGGGUGAAGACCCCCUGGAAGCCCCCAUCUUUGAGAUCCCCAUCCAGGACAUGACAGUGGUCGUGGGGGCAGAGGUGCUGCUCAAGUGCAUUGUCACAGCCAACCCCCAGCCAGAAGUGUCCUGGAGGAAGGACGAUGCGUCUCUCUCUUUCUCUCUCUCUCUCCCCCCUCCCCGGGCAGCUCGCCCCGAGUGCCAGUCCCUGGCCAUCGUGGUUCCCCUGCAGGACUUGGUGGUCGGGGCGGGGGAGCUGGCGGUCUUUGAGUGCAUGGUGGCCGGCCCGCCAGACAUGGACGUAGACUGGCUGUCCCGGGGCCGGCUGCUCCAGCCUGCCCUGCUCAAAUGCAAGAUGCAUUUUGAUGGGCGCAAGUGCAAGCUGCUGCUCACCUCUGUGCAUGAAGACGACAGCGGAAUCUACACCUGCAAGCUCAGCACUGCCAAAGAUGAGCUGACCUGCAGCGCCCGGCUGACGGUGCAGCCCUCUGUGCAGCCGCUCUUCACCCGCAAGCUGGAGGAUGUGGAUGUGGUGGAAGGGCGAACAGCGCGUUUUGUCUGCAUGAUCAGUGGCACUCCUCCUCCCACAGUUACCUGGACUCACUUUGGCCUGCCAGUGCAGGAGGGGGAGAACGUGAGGAUUCAGCAGGAUGGAGGGCUGCACUCACUGGUCAUCGUGCAUGUGGGCAGUGAAGAUGAAGGGCAGUACAAGGCAACCGCCAGGAACACCCAUGGCCAUGUGGAGUGCUCUGCUGAGCUCUAUGUGGAGGAGCCACGGCCGUCUGCAGCCUCCCAGAUCUCUAAGCUGGAGAAGAUGCCAUCCAUCCCAGAGGAGCCAGAGCAGGUGGAGACAGAGGCAGAGUGCUUCACCAUGCCCGAUUUCCUGAAACCACUGCACAACUUGGACGUGGUGGAGUCAAAGGAGGCUGUGCUGGAGUGCCAGGUGGCCGGGAUGCCCUACCCCUCCAUCACCUGGUACCACAAUGGCUCCCGAAUUGACAGCACUGAUGACCGCAAGAUGAUGCAAUAUAAGGACAUCCAUCGUCUGGUAUUCACGGCUGUCAGCCACGCGCAUGCCGGUGUCUACAAAAGUGUCAUUGCCAACAAAGUGGGGAAGGCCACGUGCUAUGCACACCUCUAUGUCACCGAUGUGGUGCCAACCCCCCCAGACGGGCCCCCCACUGUGGCCUCAGUGACCGGCAGAGCCAUCACGCUGACCUGGAACAAGCCCAAGUGGCUGGACGCUGCCAUAGACCCCAAUUCAGUGACCUACGUGGUGCAAAUGCAAGUGCUGGGCACGAUGCAGUGGGUGGUGCUAGUGACCGGUGUGCAGGACACCACCUACACAGUGCACAGGCUGACCAAGGGUGCCCAGUACCUCUUCCGUGUCAUCACUGCUACUCCCAAGACCAACAGCAAGCCCUCCCCACCUGUGGGGCCCGUGCAGCUCCUGGACCGGGGUCCUUACCUGGAGGAGGCCCCAGUCAUCCUGGACAAGCCAGAUGUGGUAUAUGUGGUAGAAGGCCAGCCAGCCUCCAUCACCAUCACCAUCAACCAUGUGGAGGCCACCGUCACCUGGAAGAGGGGUGGGCAGGUGCUGGGGGAACUGGAGGGCACGUGCGAGAUGAUGAUGCCAGACGAUGACCAGCACUGCCUGCGGCUGCUGCGUGUGGGCCGGGGGGCUGGGGGGCUGCUGGCCUGUGAGGUGAGCAACCGCCACGGCACUGCCCAGUGCAGCCUCCGCCUCCGCCUCGCAGAGGCACCGCGUUUUGAGUCCAUCAUGGAGGACAUUGAUGCCCAGGAAGGGGAGACACCACGAUUCGCUGUGGUGGUGGAGGGGAAACCGCUGCCAGACAUCAUGUGGUACAAGGAUGGGGAGCUGCUGGAGGAGAGCAGCCACCUGAGCUUCGUAUAUGAGGACAACGAGUGCUCGCUGGUGGUGCUGGGUGCUGCCGAGCCUGACAGUGGUGUCUACACCUGCACAGCCAAGAACCUGGCUGGGGAGGUCUCCUGCAAAGCAGAGCUGCUGGUGCGGGCAGCCCAGCCCACUGCUGAUGCCACCAUGGAGGAGGAUGCACUGCACAAGGCACGACGCCUGACCGACUACUACGAUGUGCACGAGGAGAUCGGGAGGGGGGCUUUCUCCUAUCUGCGGAGGGUGACAGAGAAGAGCACCCGGCUGGACUUCGCUGCCAAGUUCAUCCCUGGGAGGACCAAGGCCAAGCAGUCAGCGCGGCGGGAGCUGCACAUUCUCUCUCAGCUGGACCACGAGCGCAUUGUCUUCUUCCAUGAUGCCUUUGAGAAGAAGAACGCUGUCAUCAUGGUCAUGGAGCUCUGCUCUGAAGAAGAGCUACUGGACAGGAUGGUGAGGAAGCCCUCAGUGUGUGAGUCGGAGGUGCGGUCGUACAUGCGGCAGGUCCUGGAAGGGAUCUGCUACCUGCACCAGCACAGUGUCCUGCACCUGGACAUCAAACCAGAAAACCUCCUGAUGGCAGAUUUGAGCAGCGAACAGAUCCGGAUCUGCGACUUCGGCAAUGCACAGGAGCUGACAUCUGAGGAGCCACAGUACUGCAAGUAUGGCACCCCUGAGUUUGUGGGCCCUGAGAUUGUCAACCAGACCCCUGUCUCCAGCGUCACUGACAUCUGGCCUGUGGGAGUUAUUGCAUACCUUUGCCUGACAGGGAUCUCCCCCUUCGUGGGGGAGAAUGACAAGACCACGCUGAUGAACAUCCGCAACUACAACGUAGCCUUUGAGGAGAGGAUGUUCCAGGGGCUCACCCGGGAAGCCAAGGGCUUUGUCAUCAAAGUGUUGGUCAAUGACAAGCUGAGACCCAAUGCAGAACAGACCCUGGAGCAUCCCUGGUUCAAGACACUGGCCAAGGGGAAGGUCAUCAGCACCGACCACCUCAAGCUCUUCAUCUCCCGUCGGAAAUGGCAGCGCUCACAGAUCAGCUACAAGUGCAACAUGGUGCUACGGCCGAUCCCAGAGCUGCUGGAGGACACGUCCAACCACCUUUCCAUUGCUGUGCCCCGGCAUCUCAAGGAGUCACCAGCACUGUCAUCUUCCUCAGACUCAGACGACCUGGAUGAGCUGCCCUUCAUCCCCAUGCCACACCAGGUGGAGUUCUCUGGCUCCCGCAUGUCACUCAAUGAGAUCCCCACAGAUGACGAGACCAUUGGGACAUCCGAGGGACUGCAGACGGAAGGGGAUGCAUCCGCCAUGGAGUGGCAGAGCCAGGGCACAGGAAAGCCCGGGGUGGCCCUGGGGAAGCGACCAAGAGGUGCUGGGCCACGACGACCAUGUGCAGAGGUGGAGGCGCCUGGCUCUUCCGACGAGGAAGCCCCUGAAGCUCAGAAGCGGCCGGAGUAUCCUCGCAAAGCCAUGAGGAAGGGUUCCAGCCUGGAGUCCCCAGGGAGUGCCCGUCGGGGGGAACUGAAGAGGGGCAGCUCUGCUGACAGUGCCCUGCUGCUCCAACAGCUCUCGGGGACCGAGGAGGGGGCUGAGGCAGCCCGGGACCCCCGCCGGGCCCUGGCCAAGGCAGCCUCCAUGGAGCUGCCAAGGCGGAAGGUGGUCUGGGGGGAGGACGAUCAUGCCCAGCGCCUGGAGCUGAUGCGCCAGCGGCUGCUGCGGGGCAGCUCUGGGGACAGCAAGGUCAGUGGCUUGCGGGGUCCCCUCCUGGAAACCCUGGGUGUCAGCCCUGACAAGAAAGCCUCACGGUCAGCCCGGCUGGAGGCACCAGCAGUGCCACGGCUGGUGCGGGCAGCCUCCAGUGAAGCCACCUCACCGCGCCUCCUCUCCACUGAGUGCCGCCUGCAGAAGAGCAGCUCCUUCAGCCAUGGGGACGCUGAGCCUGUUGUCCGGCACCGACGCUCUGGUGCACCCCUGGAGAUCCCAGUGGCCUGCCUGGAGGCCCAACGGCUCAAGGAAUCUCCCUCUCUCUCUGCGCUCUCCGAUGCUCGGCCCACAGUGUCACCAGACACCCCAAGCACACCAACACCCCCUCCGGUAGAGAUCACUGCUCCCCAGGCCUCCCCUGCAAAGGCUGCCUCAGGGAGAAGGCGCAUCCCUGAGGAACAUGGCCCACCUGGAGCCAGCAAGGCUGCCACUACCACAGGGAAGAAGCCCAUGGACAAAGGACAGGAAGAAAAGACAUCCACCAAGGCUGCUGGAGCCAGUGGGGAGGGGGCUGUCAGGACAGGAGCUCCUACCCCACCUAAGCCCACAACCUCAGUUCCCCAAACCCAUAUUAAAUCUUCCUAUGCCAAGAUGAUGCAAGCCAUGGGAGCCAUUCAAGGUGAGGAGCCAGCCACUGAGGAGCUCCCACCAGCCACCAACGAGCCCCCACCAAACAUCAAGGAGACCCCACCAGCCAGCCCUGCAAAGCCCCCUAUGCCAGCACCAGCAUCAAGGAGGGAGGUGAAGCCCACUGGCUCCUCCAGCUCUCUGGUUAUCCAGGACAUCGAUUCAGAGGAGGUCUUUGAGGCCAAGUUCAAGCGAGGCCGUGAAUCAUCUCUCACCCGGGGGCUGAAGCUCCUCACCCGCUCCCGCUCCGAGGACCGGCACCUGGCCGGACCUCCAGUCUCUGACGAGGGCAUCUACCGUCCUACACCAGCCGGCGUGCCCCUGGAGCUGCGCAGGGACCGGCCCACCGGGCUGGCAGCCAAGUCCAAGUCGGUGCAGGACCUGCACGAGGUGGAGAAAGACGGGGGCUUCUUCCGGAGGAUGUCUAUACUCCUCAAGCGGACCCCGCCUGCUGAGAGGAAGAAGAGCAUGGGGGAGGCCGGCGGCAGUGAGACUCCAUCUGCUGGGCGCCGCUUCUCCUGGAGCAUGGCUCUGGCCAGCUCCAGGGAGCGGAGGGACUCGGAGAGCCUCAAGUCAGAGCCGGGGGGUGGUGGAGAGAGCGAGUCACCGGCGGUGGCUGUGCGGAGGAAGAUCAGUGCCACGAUGGAGCGGGUAUCGGCGCGGCUGCGCAGCGUGUCGGAUGAACGGCCGGAGGGCGAGGGAUCCCGGGAACUCCGCCGCACCAGCUCCGAGGGCGAGAGCUUGCGACCAGGGCCCGUCCCCGCCCCCGCGCCCUCCUCUGAGUCCCUGCGCUCCGAGGCCAGCACUGGCUCCUCUGCCUCUGCCAAAGGUGGCGGUGACAGUCAGAAGAGGUCCCGCUGGGAGCGCUGGGGGCUCUCCCGGGGCAAGAAGGAGAAGACGGCCUCACAGCCCAGCAUCCCCUCCAGCCUUCUGCGGGAGGAGGGACUCGCCGCCGGCCGGCCACACACACCCAGUGAAUCGGAUUUCCCCCCUAUUUUCCACAUCAAGCUGAAGGACCAGGUGCUGCUGGAGGGCGAGGCGCUGACCCUUUGCUGCCUUCCUGCUGGCAGCCCAACCCCACGGAUCCUCUGGAUGAAAGACAAGAGGUCCCUGCAGCCAGACAGUGGGCUGAAUGUCGUCUCCUGCAAGGAUGGACGUCAGAUGCUCACCAUUGCCAAGGUCUCCAGGAAGGAUGCAGGGCUGUAUGAGUGUGCAGCCGCCAACAUCCUGGGCACAGCCAUCAGCUCCUGCACGCUGGCUGUGGCACGACUUCCUGGGCGGCCAGGCACCCCAGAGAUCCCACAGAAGUACAAGAACACGGUGCUGGUGCUGUGGAAGCCUGCUGAGAGCAAAGCCCCCUGCACCUACACACUGGAGCGCAGACUGGAUGGGGAGCAUGAGUGGAAGAUUGUCAGCACUGGUAUCACUGACUGCUAUUUCAACGUGACUGAGCUGCCUCCUGGGAGCACAGCCAAGUUUCGUGUGGCUUGUGUCAACAAGGCUGGGCAGGGACCCUACAGCAACCCCUCAGUAAAGGUGCAUCUUGAGGCAGCAGAUGCCCGAGCUGCCCCAGCCAAGGAUGUUGCUGUCCCUAUUCCUGAAAAGAUGGCUUCCAGCCGGUCAACCCAGACACCCGAGGAGCAGCUAGAGCCGGUGGCUGCACGGACCCCUCCCACCACACCGCCACGCAAGCACAAGGGAGUGGUACAGAAGGCAGCCGGAGCAGAACAGGAGAGUGUCCCCACAGGGGUCCUUCCAUCCCCUGCACCCCAAGAAGAGGGCAUGCGAUCAGAUCCUGAGCUUCCACCCAACAUCACUGUCUACGUGCCACCUGAGCUGAUGUUCACCCCCCCUCGGACUGCUGCCUCUCCUCAAACAGACUCCCCUGCUCAGGGCUCCCCGGCACCCUCCACGGACACUUCCCCCCUGCCCCAGGCUCCGUCUCCUUCCAAGUCCCCCACCAUUUCCCCAGUGUCAACCACGCCCAGCUCAGCCCCCACACCAUCUCCCACCCCCAACACCACACCUGCACGGAAGAUGCCUCCCUACAUGGUAACCUCCUUCAUCUCCAUGCCCCCCACUUCACCCCCUGCGCUGGAGCCCACGACCACUCCCCCAUCCUCCAAGGAGCCCCCAGCUGCUAGUGGGGUCCCAGGGGCAAAAGACAGCACAGCACUGAGGCAGGGUGUCCCCCAGAAGCCAUAUACCUUCUUGGAUGAGAAAGCAAGAGGCCGUUUUGGGGUGAUCCGGCUGUGCAAGGAGAAUGCCACAGGGAAGCACUUCAUGGCUAAGAUUGUGCCCUACGAGGCAGAGCGGAAGCAGAGUGUGCUGCAGGAGUACGAGAUCCUCAAGGCGCUGCACCACGAGCGCAUCAUGGCCCUGCAUGAGGCGUACAUCACCCCCCGCUACCUGGUGCUCAUCUGCGAGAACUGUGCUGGCAAGGAGAUCCUCUACAGCAUCGUGGACAGGUUUCGCUACUCGGAGGAUGAUGUGGUGACCUACGUACUGCAGCUCCUGCAGGGCCUUGAGUACCUGCAUGGCCGCCGCAUUGUGCACCUUGACAUCAAGCCAGACAACAUCAUCGUCUCAGGCACAAAUGCCCUCAAGAUCAUCGAUUUUGGCAGUGCCCAGACCUACAACCCACUUGUGCUGCGGCAGCUGGGGCGGCGUGCUGGCACCCUGGAGUACAUGUCGCCAGAGGUGGUGAAGGGGGACCCGGUGGGCUCUGCAGCAGAUGUCUGGGGCGUUGGCGUCCUCGCCUACAUCAUGCUCAGCGGGCGGUCACCAUUCUUUGAAGUGGACCCCAUUGAGACGGAGAACCGCAUCCUGGCAGGGCGCUUUGAUGCCUUCAAGCUGUACCCCAACGUCUCACAGACUGCUGCCCUCUUCAUCCGCAAGGUCCUCACUGUCCACCCCUGGAGCCGCCCCACGGUGAAGGACUGCUUUGCCAAUGCCUGGCUCCAGGACGCCUACCUGAUGAAGCUGCGCCGCCAGACCCUGACUUUCACUACCAACCGCCUCAAGGAAUUCCUGGUGGAUCACCAGAGGCGCCGCGGCGAGGCCGUCACAAAGCACAAGGUCUUACUCCGCUCCUACCAGGGCGGCCAGCCACCAGGGCCACAGUAACUGGUGCCUUGGCCACGGCCAUGAGGGGCCGGGGAGCCAGAGGAACAUUCCAUGGGCCGCGGUACGGGGCGGCUGAGGAGGAGCCGGGACACGCCAGGAUGAGUCCAUGGACCUCAUGUGCUGCUGUCAGGGAUGAUGGUGGCCAGCAGCAUCAUUUUGGCAGUGCCGAUGAAGAGGAGGUGCUGCAGCAGCCAGACCAGCAGUGGGGUCCAGCAGUGGGAGGGUGGUGGGAAGCCUUGCUGCAAGGAACGGAGAAUGUGGCAGAGGGUCGGGGGAAGAAUGGGAUGCAGACAGAGGGGCAUGGGAAGCCCCAGGUGGGAGGAGAAGAGCUGCCAGUUUCCCAGCCAGCCCUGGCCACAUGGGUCCCAUCAGCCGUGUGCCUUACACUGCAGCCUGCAGCUGCCGCUGGCCACGGUGUGGCAGUCCUUGUGCUCCCCCUGGUUUGCAAACCAGCACCAGAAGACUGAGGUUGCUCCAGUGGUUCCAGCAGAGAGGGGCUUGCUCACAAUCCCCUGCCAGCCAGCACAGCCCCAGUCCUUACAGCUGGGAGGGGGGGCUGCCAGCCUCCCACCUUCUCCUCUUCCCAGCCCUGGUCCUGGCAAGUGGGUUUGUGGCUCCAGGACCGAUGCCGGUGCCUUUCCUGGGGUUGUUUGCUGCACCCUGUGCCAAGGUGGGGGACUGGCAGGCACCCCCUCUUUGCAGGGGGGGCACCCAGGUGCCACGCACACCUCCUGUGUCUGCUCAGGCCAAUGCUGCUCAUGCUCUGCCCACCCAGCUCCAGACCUUCCCCUGUACCCCACAACCAGCCUGCCCGCCUGUCCCAGACCCCUAACACCUCCCACCUGACCCCGAGGUGCCUUGCCCUGCCCUGUGUCCCCUCCUCAGCCCUCCCCGGUGGGUGGCACGAUGCGGGGUGCCCUGAGCAGGGGGACAGGAACAGCGGCCAGGCACUCACCUUCGUCAUGCUGCUGUAGUGAUAGGGCUUUAUUUAUUGACUUUGGGAAGAAGGCGUAUGCUCAUUCCGAUCCCCAAUCCUGUCCCCUCCUCUCUGCCGGGCUCUGGAGUUGCCAAUGUCCCCAUGGUUUGGAGCACGCAACAUGCCAGAGCAGCAAUAAAGACCCUGAGCAGCC